This is a messenger RNA of Malus domestica (apple), 2649 nucleotides long. Lineage: Eukaryota; Viridiplantae; Streptophyta; Magnoliopsida; Rosales; Rosaceae. The record is from RefSeq and is a predicted model, not a curated record.
CUAUCAGAUCAGACAUUCUUCAUUACCAAAUCUCCACGACUUUAUUUCUGAUUAAAUUUUGUUUUUUGGGUAAAUUUCUUACUACCCAUUUCUCAAAUUUUCAAAUUUUGCAGUCAGAAAUUCAGGAAAAAAGCCUAAAAAAAAGUUAAAAAAAUAGAAAAAGAAGGUGAAAAUCUUCAUCAUCGCAAUUUACAGAGAGGCUAUAUAUUCCUCACCAGACCCUCCAAGCACCUUAUCUUUCUCUCUCUACAGCCUCUGUUUCUCUCUCUAGAAAUAUACAUUUUUUUAAUCUCUCACCCAUCUGUUUGGUAACUAAAUUUGUAUUUGGUAAUCAAAUACCACCAUUGAAAGGACAAAUACAAAGGUUGGAGGGGGCAUAUAUAGAGAGGAGGUUGAACAUGCCCUCUGUUCUUAUUCCUAGAGUGCCUCCUCUCAGAUCUUAGUUUUCUUCAAGGUUUGGCAUCUGGGUUUUUGUUUAAUCGGUGGGUGUUCUAAAUUGCGGUUCAGUAUUUGAUCGGUGCAGGAUCGGUCGUUUCUGAAUUGAAUCCGGGAUUACUUGUUUCCGAAUCGGAUUACAAUCUGCGCUUUUGCAAUAUUUCAUAGCAAGGAAAAAAUGCAAUCCGAUAGUGGUAAGUUGUUUAUUGGCGGCAUAUCUUGGGAUACAAAUGAAGAGCGUCUAAAAGAGUAUUUCAGUAGUUUUGGGGAGGUGGUAGAAGCAGUGAUCAUGAAAGAUCGGACCACAGGCCGUGCUCGUGGUUUCGGUUUUGUAGUAUUUUCUGACCCAGCGGUUGCGGACAGCGUCAUAAUGGAGAAGCACAACAUUGAUGGAAGGAUGGUUGAGGCCAAAAGGGCUGUUCCAAGGGAUGACCAAAACAUAUUGGGAAGAAGCAGUGGCAGCAUCCAUGGUUCUCCAGGUCCAGGCCGCACAAGAAAAAUUUUCGUUGGAGGUUUAGCAUCCACUGUCACAGAGAGUGACUUCAAGAAGUACUUUGAGCAGUUUGGGACAAUCACAGAUGUUGUGGUGAUGUAUGAUCACAACACCCAGAGACCGAGAGGCUUUGGAUUCAUCACUUAUGAUUCAGAAGAGGCAGUGGACAAGGUUUUGCUUAAGACAUUUCAUGAACUGAACGGGAAGAUGGUUGAGGUCAAGCGUGCAGUUCCCAAAGAGUUAUCGCCUGGCCCUAGUCGCAGCCCUAUUGGUGGAUACAACUACGGUCUGAGUAGGGUCAAUAGCUUCCUUAAUGGCUACACUCAGGGGUAUACUCCAAAUGCAGGUGGAGGCUAUGGACUUGGUAGAUUCAGUCCAGUUGCUGGUGGUCGUAGUGGAUUUCCUCCAUUUGGUUCUGGUUAUGGAAUGGGUAUGAAUUAUGAGCCAGGGUUGAGCCCAGGUUUUGGAGGGAAUGCAAAUUAUAAUAAUAAUAAUAAUAAUAAUAAUAUGAACUAUGGACGGGGUGGAUUGAGUCCUUAUUAUAUCAAUAAUUCAAAUAGGUUUAGCAAUCCCAUUGGGUAUGAUGGCGGUAAUGGAGGAAACACAUCUUCAUUUUUCAGCUCAGUGACUCGAAACUUGUGGGGGGAUGGGGGUGGUGGUCUUAACUCCACAAAUUCUAAUGCUUACAUCAGAUCAGGAAGUGGGACCAUUGGAGGAAGUACAUUUGGAAAUACUGGAGCUAAUUGGCCUUCUUCAGUAAUGCCGGCUCAAGGCGGAGGAAAUAAUGUUUCUAACAAUAGCAGGAACCUUGGUUAUGGAGUUGGGGAUAACAGUUACGGUCUGGGAACUGGAGGGUAUGGAAGAAACAGUGGUGCAAGUGUGGCCCCUACAUCUUCAUUUGCUGCAUCAAAUGGUGGUGGUUUCGAUGGGUCCUUGGCUGACCUUUACAGUAGUAAUUCAGUUUAUGGAGACCCUACUUGGAGAUCAUCAAAUUCCGAGCAAGAUGGGUCUGUUCCUUUUGGUUAUGGGCUUGGCGGCACAGCUUCUGAUGUUUCAGCUAUGAGUUCUCCUGGUUAUGUUGGUGGUUAUAGUGUUAAUAAGAGACAGUCAAACACAGGAAUCGCUGCCUAGGAUCCAUCGUUCGUUUCUGAUAUCACGACAUUGUAGGUGAAGAUAAUCUGGCGAAGCAGGUGAAUUGUGAAUUUUGCACACCGCCCUCGUUUAUAUAUGUCAGUAAAAGAAAUUUGGUUAGUAAGAAGAGCUAACUGGAGUGCCCUGUUUGCAGAAGUAAAAGUAGAGAGAUAGAACAAGUUAAGAUGGAUUUUGUGUUAAUGCUUUGAGUUUUGAGUUACCGAUUUUAGGUUUUUUCUUUCGGUCUUUUGAGUGAGAUGUAAAAUCAGAUUGCGGGAUAUAGUCAGACGUGUAUCAUGCAUCUCCGGUGAGGCGACGAUACCCAAAACGCGAAAACGAAAAAAAAAAAAAAAAAAAAAACAGAAAAGAUAGACUGAUAUAUAUAUUCUUUUUCUUUCCUAGAGUUUUCAUCUGUAACAUCUCUGGCAAUUGGUUAUGCUCAGCGAAUGCUUUUUUUUUUUAUUCAUUUUUUUUCUUCCAUUAUUCUGUUAUUUUCUUUUUGUACCUGAAAUUACUGUUGAUUUGUUAGUGUGAAACGUUUAAGGGUUUACCCAGUUAGUAAUAAGCCAUCCCAUAUUCUGAUUCUUACA